AUGGCUCAACAACAGCAGCCUGGCUAUCCGAUGAAUCCGAUGAAUCCCGUUCCAGGUGGUUAUGGUGCAAGCGCGCCUCCGAUUGGCUUCGCUCCGCCUCAAGGAAUGCCCGGAUAUCCGCCUGGUCAGCCACCAGUGGUCACUGCUUAUCCACCACCAGGACAGCCUCCAGUUCAGUUUAUGCAGGCACCAGCUGGCUACGCUGGUGACCCAAAUGUUCCACCAGGCCUCGAAUAUUUGACAAUGAUCGAUCAACUGUUGGUGAAGCAGAAAGUCGAGCUUCUUGAGGCGUUCACUGGCUUCGAAACUAACAACAAGUAUUCCAUAAAAAACAGUAUGGGUCAACAUGUGUACUAUGCUGUUGAAGAGAACGACUUUUGCACUCGAAACUGCCUUGGUGCAAGUCGUCCUUUUGAGAUGAUCAUCAUGGACAAUUCGCGAAAUGAAAUCAUGCGCAUUCAUCGACCAUUCCGAUUUGACAGCUGCUGCUGCCCAUGCUUUCUACAGGAAAUUGAAGUGUACAGUGUCAAUGGCCAACUGCUCGGCAGUGUUUCCCAAGACUGGUCAAUCUUCUGUCCCAAGUUUACGAUCAAAGAUGCCUCCGGUGAGAGCGUGUUAAAGGUGGAAGGUCCCUUCUGCACUUACUCCAUCUGCGGUGAUGUCGAGUUCCAAGUUCUAUCUCUUGAUAAGGAAACCAAAGUCGGCAAAAUUACCAAACAGUGGACUGGUUUGGCACGGGAAAUGUUCACCGAUGCCGAUUACUUUGGCGUCACAUUCCCGCUUGAUUUAAGUGUGCACAUAAAAGCUGUUUUGCUUGCAGCCACUUUUCUUAUUGAUUUUAUGUUCUUUGAAAAGUCCGGCAACAAAGAAAAUGAUCGUAUCGGAAUGCUCUGA
Messenger RNA from Rhagoletis zephyria (snowberry fruit fly), 894 nucleotides. The record is from RefSeq and is a predicted model, not a curated record. NCBI's taxonomy places the organism in Eukaryota, Metazoa, Arthropoda, Insecta, Diptera, Tephritidae.